AUGGCUGCCAGGUCCUCAUCAAUCAUUCGGCGGGCGCUUCUCUACGUGCCUUCCUCAUCGGAAAAGAUGCUUACCAAGUCGUUGAGUCUCAAAUCAGACAACGUAACAUAUGACCUGGAGGACUCCGUGACUCCCUCAUUGAAAGCUCAGGCCAGGGGCCAACUCCGCUCGUUUCUCUCCAACCAGACAAGUCGACCGCCCUCCAUAUCCGAAUUGGCCGUUCGAAUCAAUGCUGUGGAGACCAAGUUUGCGCUGGACGACCUUACUACUCUCGGAUCUCUCCCCAAUGUCGAUGCCAUCGUCGUCCCCAAGGUCAACUCCGCCGCCGACCUAACGUAUGUAACCGAUGUGCUGCGUCAUGUCGCUCCCGAGAGACACACUGCCAGCUCGGAAAACCCUGUCAAAAUUAUCGCAUUGAUCGAAUCUGCGCGCUCUGUCAUGAACCUCGCCGAAAUCUGCAAGGCAUCUCCGUACCUCAGCGGAUUGGUAUUUGCCGCCGAAGACUUUGCUCUGGACCUUUCGCUUACCAGAACACCAUCGCUUACCGAGUUUCUUUACGCAAGAUCUGCUAUCGUAACUGCUGCCAAGGCCGCUGAUCUACCCAGUGCCAUUGAUCUUGUCUGUACUUCGUACAAGGGAGACGAAGGUUUGAAGAGGCUAGAAGAAGAGUCUCUGGGUGGAAAGUCAAUGGGAUUCAACGGAAAGCAAUGUAUACACCCUAACCAGGUCGAGCUGGUGCAAAAGAUGUUUGCUCCCGGCGAAAAGGAGGUAGAAUGGGCAGUUCGUAUUGCCAUCGCCGACGAGAAAGCCAAUGCCGCAGGUCGCGGGGCUUGGACUCUAGACGGUAUGAUGAUCGAUGCGCCGGUGACGGGGAAGGCAAAGGCUAUCAUUGCAAAAGCAGAAAAGUGCGACCUUGAUGUGGCUCGUCUGCGAUCCAAAUGGAAGGAUCAACAGCCUGAGUAG
Messenger RNA from Colletotrichum siamense, 963 nucleotides. Its product is annotated as Citramalyl-CoA lyase. Bases 1 to 963 code for a protein of 320 amino acids. Gene Ontology annotation, biological process: oxaloacetate metabolic process. Gene Ontology annotation, molecular function: magnesium ion binding; catalytic activity. NCBI's taxonomy places the organism in Eukaryota, Fungi, Ascomycota, Sordariomycetes, Glomerellales, Glomerellaceae. The record is from RefSeq and is a predicted model, not a curated record. The transcript is spliced from 2 exons.